UCCCAGAAAUAAACAAUAGAUCCAUAAGUGUCAAAAAACGUAAAUAAAAAACGGAACAAAAGAUUGAUUUGAAGCAUUUCCCUACUUCAUUUUAUAAACAAUGCAUUUCAUUGUUUAUGUGGAUAAUUGUUGAUUUGCUAUAUUCAAAAUUUUCUCUCGAAAAGUAAUUGCAAAAAGUUUUUAUAUUGGCAGUAUGGUAUCUAACAAAGAAUCUGCUGUAAUAUUUGUAGAUAUCGAGGAAACUUAUUCCUACAAUGAAGAUUUAGUUUGUAAAUUUGUACUCAACCAUUAUACACCCCAAGAAGGUGAUAGGAUCGCCUUAUAUAGAUUGGGUUGGAAGUCUGUACGGGAUUAUAUUGUGUUCGAAUGGGCUCCUAUAGGGUUACCAGAAACUAUAGAACACCAUGUAGUAUUUGAGAAACAUUAUUUACCAAGAAAUGAAUCGGAAAUCUAUCAAAUCUGCUAUAUAAGUAGUGAAAACAUACUACAUGGAGCAACCAUACCCUUUCAAUUCCAGGAAGAAGUUUCAAAGAAACACAUUUUUUACACAUGUAGUUCUUCAGAAUUUGAAUCACCAUUGAUAUUGAGUUCUUUCGAGAAUAUUAUGAAGAUUCGCCAAAGUAGAAAAGAAAGAGAAAGAAAUUCUGCUAAUUCGACACCAUCAAAAAGAUCAAUUGGCAGUAAUGAGAGCCUGAAUCUUCACAACAGCUGUGAAAAGCAAAUAGCAGCAUUAAAAUUAGAAAUUGAGGAGUUGCAAAAAAAGUUGAUGUUGCAACAAAAUGAAUUGAAUCGUUUGAAAACCAAGAAAAAACCUCAAAAUGAAUCAAUUUUUAUCAAAGAUUCCAAGUACGAAUUAGGAGAGUUAGAUCCCAUACCUCCGUUCCCAUUGAAUAUUUGAAUCAGUCCAUUAUUUUUAAAAGGUCUUAAUAGAAGCUUCUUUUUAUUUUGAAACGAACAAAAUAUUUUAUUUUAUUGGAAAAUAUCGUUAUUUUCUUGUAUAUAAGUUUUAUUUUUCUGAUUUGCGUUUGUAUUAUUUGUAUUAUAGGUGUUGAAAUGAAAAAUAACUCUAAAGCUUUGUAAUUAGAGAAACUGUAGAAGAAUACUGAAUAAACGUUUUUUACAAUUGUGAACAUAAAA
This is a messenger RNA of Harmonia axyridis, 1137 nucleotides long. RefSeq names its product calcium-binding and coiled-coil domain-containing protein 2-like. The transcript is spliced from 3 exons. Lineage: Eukaryota; Metazoa; Arthropoda; Insecta; Coleoptera; Coccinellidae. The record is from RefSeq and is a predicted model, not a curated record. Bases 194 to 898 code for a protein of 234 amino acids.